This is a messenger RNA of Acipenser ruthenus (sterlet), 2703 nucleotides long. Its product is annotated as P-selectin-like. Gene Ontology annotation, biological process: response to cytokine; leukocyte tethering or rolling; heterophilic cell-cell adhesion. The transcript is spliced from 15 exons. NCBI's taxonomy places the organism in Eukaryota, Metazoa, Chordata, Actinopteri, Acipenseriformes, Acipenseridae. Gene Ontology annotation, molecular function: oligosaccharide binding; sialic acid binding. Gene Ontology annotation, cellular component: external side of plasma membrane; membrane. The record is from RefSeq and is a predicted model, not a curated record. Bases 125 to 2302 code for a protein of 725 amino acids.
GAUCUCAGCACAGGAUAUAAACAGCUGAGCAGCACUUAGAUGCAGUGUUUGAGAUUUGCCAGCUAGAAAAAAGUUUAAGAAUUCUACUACCUUGAAUUAAGAACCACAGACUUAUUAAUUCACAAUGGUUGCGGCUGUUGGAAAAUGUUUGAAGCAGAUUCCCAAGACUUCAUUUCAUCUGUGUUUAUUGAGCCUUAUUUGUUAUGAAUUUACCAUGCUGAAAUGUGUUGAAGGGUGGACAUACCACUACUCUUCUGAUAAAAUGAAUUGGCAAAAUGCAAGGAAAUGGUGCCAAGACCACUACACUGAUAUGGUUGCAAUCCAGAACCAGGAAGAAAAUGUCUAUCUCAAUAAGGUGAUUCCAUUUGUCAGUGGAUAUUACUGGAUUGGGAUUAGGAAAAUAAAUGAAACCUGGACCUGGGUGGGAACCAACCAAACACUCAGUGGAGGAGCAGAGAACUGGGCUGAAAAUGAACCCAAUAAUGGUAAAACCGCUGAGGAUUGUGUAGAGAUUUAUAUACAAAGACAAAAUGAUUCUGGAAAAUGGAAUGAUGAACCUUGUAAGAAAGAAAAAACUGCAUUGUGCUAUACAGCUGCUUGCCAUGCAUCUUCAUGCAGUGGCCAUGGUGCAUGUAUAGAAACGAUCAAUAAUUACACUUGCAAGUGUCAUGAAGGAUUCUAUGGACCCAAAUGUGAAAACGUUGUGGACUGUGCCGCCAUGAAGAAACCCCAAAAAGGGUUUAUGGAUUGCUCUCAUCCUUUUGGAUUGUUUUCUUAUAACUCUGCCUGUGACUUCAGCUGUGAAGCGGGAUACAAAUUAAAUGGCUCAGACAGGGUCCAGUGCACAGCUUCCAAAGAGUGGACAUCGCAGUCUCCUGUAUGUGAAGCUCUUGGGUGCAACACUCUUACAGCACCUCAGAAUGGUGAUAUGGUUUGCUCUCAUCCGUUUGGCAAUUUCAGCUUUAAAAGCACCUGUGAAUUUAACUGUGAGGAAGGUUACUCACUCGCUGGAUCUAGCAAACUUGCCUGUACUUCAUCAGGGAAAUGGGAUGAAGAUCAACCACAAUGUGGAGCUGUGAAGUGCCACUCACUGGAAGCCCCCCAGAACGGCAGCAUGAACUGCUCUGACUUCAGGUACAACUCCAGCUGCCAGUUCAGCUGUGCGGAGGGGUUUGAUUUGAAGGGAGCCGAGAGUCUGACCUGUAGAGCAUCUGGGCAGUGGACAGGAGAGCCUCCACAAUGUGAAGCUAUUAAAUGUGAAAGUCCAAAGACAGUUGUCCACGGGGUUUUGAACUGCACCCAUCCCAUUGAGAGUCUCGUCUACAACUCAACCUGCCAGCUCAGCUGCGAGGAGGGGUUUGUGUUAAACACCACAGGAAGUCUUCAAUGUACAGCUUCUGGGAAGUGGAGUGUAGAAACACCAACCUGUAAAGCUGUCGCCUGUUCUUCUCUGACACAACCAGACCACGGCAACAUGGUUUGCUCCUCUCCCACCGGAGAAUUCAGCUACAAUUCCAGUUGCAAGUUUACCUGUGAAGAUGGGUUCACACUAACAGGAGCUGACAGGUUACAGUGCACUGCUUCUGGGCAAUGGAAAGGGCAGACCCCAAAAUGUGAAGCUGUGAAGUGCCACACACUGGAAGCCCCCCAGAACGGCAGCAUGAACUGCUCUGAAUUCAGGUACAACUCCAGCUGCCAGUUCAGCUGUGCGGAGGGGUUUGAUUUGAAGGGAGCCGAGAGUCUGACCUGUAGAGCAUCUGGGCAGUGGACAGGAGAGCCUCCACAAUGCGAAGCUAUUAAAUGUGAAAGUCCAAAGACAGUUGUCCACGGGGUUUUGAACUGCACCCAUCCCAUUGAGAGUCUCGUCUACAACUCAACCUGCAAGCUCAGCUGCGAGGAGGGGUUUGUGUUAAACACCACAGGAAGUCUUCAGUGUACAGCUUCUGGGAAGUGGAGUGUAGAAACACCAACCUGUAAAGCUGUAACAUGUAAUCCACUGACAGUGCUGAAGAAAGACUUCAUGAACUGCUCUCAUCCAUUUGAGCACUUUGGUUACAAGUCGAAAUGUUCCUUUUACUGUCCAGAAGGACAUUUGAGUGGAUCAAGUAGUUUGGAGUGCAACUCUUCUGGGAAGUGGACAGCAGAAAUACCAAUAUGCAAAGAAGUGUUCGAAGAUUACAGAAAUAUCGGCCUGGCUGCUGCGUCAGCUAGUCUGUUAUUUGGGCUGACUUUCAUAAUAUGGCUUGUGAAGCGCCUUCAGAAAGCUAAGCAAUUUGAUUUAGAAAGGUGUGCAGAUUACUGAAUAUCGAACCUAACAACCGUGCUGGAAUGCGUAAAUUGUGAAAACAACACAUGAAAUGAGAAAAUACCCAACUUCAGUAAUUUGAUGAUUAUAUGGAGCUGCUUCAUAUUAUUUAGCACUGUGUGCUUAGGAAAAUGACGUAUGCUACUUAAAGAAAUAUGAAAACGUGGCAUUAGAUGAUCUACUGUUUUGAAUAUUGCAAUAUCUGUAUGAAUGUAACCAAACCUCAUGAUCAUAUUCUAGCUUAACAAUAAUUUAUUUUGUAUUGUUCAUUAUUUAUUUGUAAGACUAUUUGUAUAUAUUGUAAUAAUGGUAUGUGAAUUCUUUGAUAAUCAAUGUUGUAAAAAAUAAGGUAAAUGUGUGAUUUGUGAACUAAAAUAAAAUGUCAUUUUUUUUACUGA